AGGAAGCACCACCACACACAACUUCCAUCUCCUUGACUCCGUCUCUUCUCCUUUUCUUCGCACCACCUCCCUCGGCGGCUCCCACACCCUUGCUGGAAGACGCCCCUCCUCCCCUUCCGGAGAAACAGAAGACAGAAAGAUGGCCCUCGAUCAAGAGAAGCUUGCCAAGCUGCAAUCGGCCAGCCGCCUCGGCGGAAAGGGCACGCCCCGCCGAAAGGUCGUCCGCAAGCCCAAGGGGCCCGGAGGUGCCGAUGGUGACAAGAAGCUGCAGGCUGCCCUCAAGAAGCUCAACGUCCAGCCAGUCAACGGCAUUGAGGAGGUCAACAUGUUCAAGGAGGACGGAAAUGUGCUCCACUUCCAGGCUCCCAAGGUGCACGGACUCGGAUCGUCCAACGUCCACGCCGUCUACGGCCAGGGCCAGGACAAGGAGCUCACCGAGCUCGUCCCCAGCAUCAUCAACCAGCUCGGCCCCGACUCGCUGGCGAGCCUGAGGAAGCUCGCCGAGAGCUACCAGGCCAUGAACGCGGCGCAGCAGCAGGCCGCCCUGUCCGGCGGUGCGGAGGGAAAGGCGGCCGCCGAGGAUGAUGACGAGGUUCCCGAUGUGGUCGAGAACUUUGACGAGGCUGAGGGCAAGAAGGACGAGCCAGAGGUUGAGAAGCUCGAUUAGGCGCUUCAAUCACUCUGCUAGAGGUAGAGGGCGAAAGAGGUGCUGGAGGUGAUUGCGGUGGGCGAGCAUGGCGGAAAGAUGAAGGGCUUGUAAGGUGUUGCGACGUUGCAAAGGGGUUUGGGAAGGGCUUCAGAAAGUACGGAUGCCGGCGUGAUGACGACUAUUCUAUAAACUCGCCUCACUCUUCUGGCAUGUCUCUCUAUCCUCGUCUCCUCUUCCCUGUAUAUGAUUUUGCCCCUUCUGUUCCUCUCCUCUGUUCUCUUCUCCUCCUUCUCGUUAGCUACGACCCCACCACCCAAAAUAACACUUGGAUCGAUUUUCUUUUUGAUGCCCAGCAUCGAUGAAGUGGAGAUGGGGGCCGAUAAGACGUAGCAUUCUAGUGAAGCGGCGCGGAGAGAGCAAAGAUAGUCACACAGAAGGAGUAGCACUGCCAGGAAUAGGGGUGGAAGAG
This is a messenger RNA of Acaromyces ingoldii, 1118 nucleotides long. RefSeq names its product NAC-domain-containing protein. The transcript has 4 exons. Gene Ontology annotation, cellular component: nascent polypeptide-associated complex; cytosol. NCBI's taxonomy places the organism in Eukaryota, Fungi, Basidiomycota, Exobasidiomycetes, Exobasidiales, Cryptobasidiaceae. Bases 140 to 667 code for a protein of 175 amino acids. The record is from RefSeq and is a predicted model, not a curated record.